GGUGCGCUGGAGCGCGUGAACUGCGGUUCCUAGGCCGGAAGUGCUCUCGGCGGAAGUGAUACCUGUGCGACGCGUGGGCGGGAUGGCUGCGAGCCGUCUCUUUGUAAGUCGUCUUCGAGCACGCUUCAGUUCCAUGGCCAAUAGCCCCCUCGAGGGCGCGCUCUCCUCCCGGGGCCUGCAUGCAGGGCUCGGGCCCCGAAGGCUCUCCGUCGAAGGCAACAUUGGCCUGCAUUGCCCAAAGUCUUGGAAACUUGCUGGAUAUGAUGUACCGGGAACCAGCACGAUGGUCCUACACAUUCCAGACAUUUUCCUUUAUGAGCCGCUUGAAAGUACAGCUGGAGCCCUUCCCUAAGAAACUCUUACAGGCCAAGAAGCCAGUACAGAUCUUUGAGAGGUAUAUCUUUGCAAAGAAUCUUUUUGAAAAUGGUUCCCUCAGUGACAUCGAAUGGCAUAUCUAUCAGGACUGGCAUUCUUUUCUCCUGCAGGAGUUUGCCAGCCAGCUCACAUUACAUGGCUUCAUCUACCUCCAGGCUACUCCCCAGGUUUGUUUGAAGAGACUUUACCGAAGGGCCAGGGAGGAAGAAAAAGGAAUCGAGCUGGCCUAUCUCCAGCAACUUCAUGGUCAGCACGAAGCCUGGCUUGUUCACAAAACAACGAAGCUUCACUUUGAGACUCUGCUGAACAUUCCAGUGCUGGUGUUAGAUGUCAGUGAUGAUUUUUCUGAAGAAGUAACCAAACAAGAAGAGCUCAUGAGAAAGGUAGACACCUUUGUAAAGAAUCUGUAACCAGUGCCAUGAUGUUCUGGCUGUAGUCUGGGCUCUCUGCCUUUCUGAAGCUAGAAAAUUGUUGUAUCUCCCACCCACCUUCCCAUCCCCAAGUUCCUUCCACCUCUAGAGCACUGACACUCCAGGGCAAUGAAGUGUGUUAUCUUCAGCUUUGACAUCAUUUUCUUUUAUAUCUCAAGGACUUUGAAAGUAAAGUUUACUUAAGUUUUACUUAUCUUUGUAAUCCAGUUCGUUUAUUUUAGUGUGUAUCUGUUGGUGCCAACAUUCACCUAAGAAAAGUCUUAGCUUUUUUUCUUGAAUCCUUCACCAACCAGACUACCUGUGUGUUCACUUGCUCCCCUGACAUGCCAAGGCAGGAAUUACUCCCAGAAUCCUCCGGCAAGCCCUGCCAUGCAUGAAGAAGGAGUCAAGUGGCUCGGGAGUGGGUGGGAGCUCAAGUGUGAGCCCUGGAGCUGGGAAAUGGAGUCUGACCUCCAGGAAGCUUCUUUAUCUCUUCUCAUCUGCCAUUCUUGGUAAGGGGUAUAAGAGCAGAGGAGUUAGUCCUUUGUCCUAGAGCUGAAAAACCUGACCAGAAGAAAGGGAGAGAACAUCAAGAGACUAAAAGUUAAGCAUCUAACAUUUAGAGUUGGUCUUCCCAGCACUCUGGUUUACUCUGAAAUACCUCACCCAGUGAGUUUUAGAUGGCCUUUUGGAGUGAAUCUCUGUGCAGGAAAGAAAACUUUUUGUGCUGCUCUUCAGGCUUCAAGAACAAUUUAUUGUUGUGCAGAAAUACAUGUCUUUAUAGAAUUGAAAUGCUCCAUGCCAGAAACCUGCAGUUCUGUGAUUCUCCAGAAGCAGAUAGAUUUCCUGCCCCAAGCUCUCGGCAGUUCCGCAGGCUCAGAGGAGUGAACUCGGGGUUCAACAUGUCCCAGAGACAGAAAUCUGUUUUUCUGUCCUUAGUGUUUUGGGAUGAGUGUAAGAUUGAUUUCUAAGAAAUGUAUAAGGUUUUAAAAUACAAAUAAAGCGAUCUCUGUAUCCCA
Carlito syrichta (Philippine tarsier) is the source of this 1804-nucleotide messenger RNA. It is a transcript of the gene DGUOK, whose product is annotated as deoxyguanosine kinase. Gene Ontology annotation, biological process: nucleobase-containing compound metabolic process. The transcript has 6 exons. NCBI's taxonomy places the organism in Eukaryota, Metazoa, Chordata, Mammalia, Primates, Tarsiidae. Gene Ontology annotation, cellular component: mitochondrion; cytoplasm. Gene Ontology annotation, molecular function: ATP binding; deoxyguanosine kinase activity. The coding region runs from base 180 to 785 and encodes 201 amino acids. The record is from RefSeq and is a predicted model, not a curated record.